This is a messenger RNA of Letharia lupina, 240 nucleotides long. RefSeq lists its product as uncharacterized. NCBI's taxonomy places the organism in Eukaryota, Fungi, Ascomycota, Lecanoromycetes, Lecanorales, Parmeliaceae. The transcript is spliced from 2 exons. The coding region runs from base 1 to 240 and encodes 79 amino acids. The record is from RefSeq and is a predicted model, not a curated record.
AUGAACAACGAAGCCCAAGUUCGCCGAUCGACCAAGUCAGUGGUCCUAGGGAAGGCGAAGGUGAUGAGCUAUGAGGACCUCAGCGAGGCACGAGUGAAGCGUGCUGCGAAAGAUAAAGCUAGCGAGGGCAAGGGAAAACGCGGUCAGCCAAAGACCAAAGUGGCGCGGAUGAGCGAAGUGCCAGAGCCAUGGAGGGCCCCGGUGGCGCGGACGGUCGUGGAAGAUUGGAUUGCCGCAUAA